CAUGUCCUGCGCACCGGCUGCUUCCCCUUCAUCAAGUACCACUGCUCCAAGGCGCCGUGGCAGGACCUGGCCCCGCAGGACCGCUUCUUCACGGCGCUCAAGGUCAUCAACCUGGAUGCCUUCACUUCUGCCUGGAGAUGGGGCAGUCAGCCAGCCCUAACACGCGGUCUCUGCUCCGCCCCAACCUGCCCUCUUCCAACAUGGCGCCCCAGGAGGCGGGUCCCACUCGUCGGCUCCCCGGGUUCCGGCGCCGUGAGUUUUGGUUCCGGAGUAACAGCGUUCUAGCAGUCUCCUUCCUCCUCGCACCGCCACCUCCGCCGCCGGGACGCGGGCCUUCGUCGGCCGAACCCGCACGCCCCGCACCCUCCGGUUCCGGCUGCCGCCCGGGGCCCGCCCCCUGACCUCGCGGUCCUGGGGUCCCGCUCAGGUGGAGGGCAGGCGGCACCGGUGCUCCUCCGUAACAGCCCCGACCCAGCGCGCGGCGUCCAGACACCUUCCCUUUGCCCACCCAGCCACCUAGAAAGGCAGGACACUGGCUGAUGCACUUCCCCUAAACCAGGCCGUUGCUCUGCUGUCUCCUCUUACUCACACGGACUUCAGAAUGCUUGUCGGUUCUGUUUUGUCCACUUUUGUAACUCCAGGACCUUCCGCUCUCUGCUAAUACCUUUUGGCCCGUACCCCUUCCCCAGUGCAUCCUCCCCCAGAGACACUCAAGCUCCACACGACCUGGGCCUGGUUCGGGCCCUGCCAGCCCCUCUUCACUUCUUCCACUUGAUCGCCCCUCUUCACUUCUUCCACCUUUCUGCUCCCUGUUUUUAUCGCCUGUCUGUGUCCCUUCGUUCCCCUUGUCACUUCUUGGGGCUCCUCCUAAACAGGGGCCAGUCGGUACCCCUUGCCCCAGGAUGUGAGACCCUUUAACCUGUAAUGCUGUGGCUGGCCCUUGGCGCCUCCCCUGCCAUGGAGAACCAAGUGCUGGUGAUUCGGAUCAAGAUUCCAAAUAGUGGCGCGGUGGACUGGACCGUGCACUCCGGGCCGCAGUUACUCUUCAGGGAUGUGCUGGAUGUGAUAGGCCAGGUUCUGCCUGAAGCAACAACGACAGCCUUUGAAUAUGAAGAUGAAGAUGGAGAUAGGAUUACAGUGAGAAGUGAUGAAGAAAUGAAGGCGAUGCUGUCAUACUAUUAUUCCACAGUAAUGGAACAGCAAGUAAAUGGCCAGCUAAUAGAGCCACUGCAGAUAUUUCCAAGAGCCUGCAAGCCUCCUGGGGAACGGAACAUACAUGGCCUGAAGGUGAAUACGCGGGCUGGACCAUCUCAACAUACCAGCCCUGUGGUCUCAGACUCACUUCCAAGCAAUAGCUUGAAGAAGUCCUCGGCUGAACUGAAAAAGAUACUGGCCAAUGGCCAGAUGAAUGAACAAGACAUACGGUAUCGAGACACCCUUGGUCAUGGCAGCGGAGGCACAGUCUACAAAGCAUAUCAUGUCCCAAGUGGGAAAAUUUUAGCUGUAAAGGUUAUUCUGUUAGACAUUACACUGGAGCUUCAGAAGCAGAUCAUGUCUGAGUUGGAAAUUCUUUAUAAGUGUGACUCAUCGUAUAUCAUAGGAUUUUACGGGGCAUUUUUUGUAGAAAACAGGAUUUCAAUUUGUACAGAAUUCAUGGAUGGGGGGUCUUUGGAUGUAUAUAGGAAAAUUCCAGAGCAUGUCCUCGGAAGAAUUGCAGUGGCGGUUGUUAAAGGCCUUACCUAUUUGUGGAGUUUAAAGAUUUUACACAGAGAUGUGAAGCCCUCCAACAUGCUAGUCAACACAGGCGGACAGGUCAAGCUGUGUGACUUCGGCGUCAGCACCCAGCUGGUGAAUUCUAUAGCCAAGACGUAUGUUGGAACAAAUGCUUAUAUGGCACCAGAAAGAAUCUCAGGAGAGCAGUAUGGAAUCCACUCUGACGUGUGGAGCUUAGGGAUCUCUUUCAUGGAGCUUGCUCUUGGGAGGUUUCCAUAUCCUCAGAUUCAGAAAAACCAGGGAUCUUUAAUGCCUCUCCAGCUUCUACAGUGCAUUGUUGAUGAGGAUUCACCAGUCCUUCCGCUUGGCGAGUUCUCGGAGCCGUUUGUACAUUUCAUCACUCAGUGCAUGAGGAAACAGCCCAAAGAAAGACCAGCACCCGAGGAACUGAUGGGUCACCCGUUCAUCAUGCAGUUCAAUGAUGGAAACUCCACCGUGGUGUCCAUGUGGGUGUGCAGAGCGCUAGAGGAGAGGCGGAGCCAGCAGGGGCCCCCGUGAGGCCUCAGCAGGACACUGACUAUCCAGGACUAGUCACCAAGGACACAACAAGCCAUGACCCCUCUCCGUCUGCUGCCUGAUUGGGAAGAGCUGUACUGGGCCCAGCCUCCUGCUUUCACCUCUUACCCUACCUAGGGAGCCCUCAAGAGAGCCAGCCUCUGCUGAACCCCUCACCGCUGGGGUGACGAUAAUGAAUAUGGCAGGUGGAGAUGAUGCAGAGGGUGUGGGGGGAGGGUGAUGGGGUUAUAAGGAUGGCACCUCCUCUGGCCUCCCCUCCUGUGUUUCCCUACUGUCCAUUGUAAAGGGUCGGGCCCUUCGGCAGCACUGAUGGUAUAAACGUGUUACUGCUUUGGA
Peromyscus californicus insignis is the source of this 2625-nucleotide messenger RNA. It is a transcript of the gene Map2k5, whose product is annotated as mitogen-activated protein kinase kinase 5. The transcript is spliced from 23 exons. Lineage: Eukaryota; Metazoa; Chordata; Mammalia; Rodentia; Cricetidae. The coding region runs from base 925 to 2271 and encodes 448 amino acids. Gene Ontology annotation, molecular function: ATP binding; protein kinase activity; protein binding. The record is from RefSeq and is a predicted model, not a curated record. Gene Ontology annotation, biological process: protein phosphorylation.